Messenger RNA from Andrographis paniculata, 1017 nucleotides. Its product is annotated as zinc finger BED domain-containing protein RICESLEEPER 2-like. The coding region runs from base 1 to 1017 and encodes 338 amino acids. NCBI's taxonomy places the organism in Eukaryota, Viridiplantae, Streptophyta, Magnoliopsida, Lamiales, Acanthaceae. The transcript has a single exon. The record is from RefSeq and is a predicted model, not a curated record.
AUGGCUUCACAAAGGAAACAAUGUGUCAUUCCUUUUAAGCCAUCCAAUUCAAGUUAUCCGUUUAUAAGUCCGGGGUUUAGAUUUUCUAAUGAAAAGAUGAGGGAAGUCAUUGCCACUUCUAUUAUGGUACAUGAGUAUCCUUUUAGCAUUGUAGAAGACGAUGCUUUUAUAUGGUCAUUUCAGUAUGCGAACCCUGAAUUUCAGAAAGUUUCUCGUAAGACGAUACGAAGUGAUUGCAUAGCAAUAUAUGAAGCAGAAAGAAAAGCAUUGAAGGAAUUAUUAAAGAGUGUGAGCAAGAUUAGCUUGACAACAGAUAUGUGGAAAUCCAGUCAUCAAGUGAUUGAAUAUAUGGUAAUCACUGGUCAUUUUAUAGAUUCUGGGUGGAAGCUUCAGAAAAGGAUUUUAAGCUUUGUCAAGGUGCCUGCUCCAAGGCGAGGAAUUGAUGUAGCCAAUGCCAUUUUCAAAUGUUUGAAGGCUUGGGGGAUCGAAGAUAAAGUGUUCUCAGUAUCAGUUGACAAUGCUUCAUAUAAUGACUCGUGCUUGAGGUAUCUAAAAGACUACAUAUCACGCAGCACCAAGCUUGUCCUCGAUGGAGCUCUAUUUCAUGUUAGAUGUUGUGCACACAUAUUGAAUCUUUUGGUGCAAGAUGGGCUUAGUCGAAUCAAAGAUAUCAUCCAUAAUGUUCGUGAAAGUGUGAAGUAUGUAAACUUCAAUGAUUCAAGAUUGAAGAGUUUUGGUGAAGUAGUUGAACAAAAGCAUCUAAAAGAAAGGAAGUUGAUAAUUGAUUGUCCAACAAAGUGGAAUUCUACAUAUCACAUGUUAGCCGCUGCUUUAAAAUUCAAGAUUGUCUUCUCAGAAUACCAAGAAAGAGAACCUCAUUAUACAUUUGCACCUUCAAAUGAAGAUUGGGAGAAAGUCGAGAAAGUUUGUAAACUUUUAGAGGUUUUCAACUUAGCUACCAAUUUAAUAUCUGGAAGUGAAUAUCCUACUGCCAACUUGUAUCUUUCAGAGGUCUGA